UGAUGUAUGCAAAAAGAAGUGGAAGGCCCUAAGAGAUUGCUUCUCCAGGGAAUUUCAUAAAAAACCAAAAUCUGGUCAAGCUGCUGAAGAGCCGGAAUCAUCCUGGAAAUUUCGUGACCAAAAUACCAAAUGGAGUUUAUCAGGGAACAUAUGAAACCAAUACCUACGACAAGUAAUAUUACAUCUAGCCUUUGUAAUAUCGAAGACAUAAAUGAUUCACAGGGAACCGCACCCUUCACUCCAUUGAGCCCUGAAGAACCGGAAUUGGAUUUGUUUAAUUCCGAAGAACCUGUUUCAACAACCACGCUAUCGAGGAACUGCAAAGAGGCAAAAAAUGACUAUGGAGUCAUUAUUUUUAGCUACGAUGAAAUCGGUUCAGGAUUUCCUAGAAAAACCUCGGGAGGCUUCCCAAGUGAUAACGGUUGCAGCUCCUCCCUCUGCUUCUGUUUUACCUGAUCCUGAUGAGGAUGAAUUGUUCUGCCAGUCGUUAGUAAAAAAAAUUAAAAAUUUUCAAACAAAUUUAAAAAAUCAAGCAAAACUUGAAGUAUUAAGAUACUUCAAUGAUAUCGAAAACAUGUUACCCGACGAGUGAAUUUCGAAAAUUAGAAAAAUCAGUUUUGAAAACGCUAAUAAUUAUAUAAUGAAUGGUUAUUGUUCGCUAGUUUUGAGAAGGAAAAUACAAAUGUAUGAACUUACUAAUACAUUUUUAUUUUUCUUAAAACACAAAAAAAAACAUUCAUCAUAUUAUUAUUAGCGUUUUCAAAACUGAUUUUUGUAAUUAAUAAGGAUUACAAAAAACUUAGUUUCGGGAUUUGUGUUUUCGUUCUCGAAACUAUAAUUUUUUGUAAUAAGAUAGGUUUAAGAAUUAAAAAAAAAAAAUAUUUGCUCCGCUUAAUAUGGCUGUGGAAUCCUAAGGACCAAAUAUAUAGCGCAUACAUACAUAUGUACCUUAAAGUGCUUUAUAUGUAGUUAAAAUUAAAUAAUAAUUUAUGUAAGACUGAUGCGAA
This is a messenger RNA of Eupeodes corollae, 1007 nucleotides long. RefSeq lists its product as uncharacterized. The coding region runs from base 130 to 456 and encodes 108 amino acids. The transcript is spliced from 2 exons. The record is from RefSeq and is a predicted model, not a curated record. NCBI's taxonomy places the organism in Eukaryota, Metazoa, Arthropoda, Insecta, Diptera, Syrphidae.